This is a messenger RNA of Haliotis rubra (blacklip abalone), 4277 nucleotides long. RefSeq names its product general transcription and DNA repair factor IIH helicase subunit XPD-like. Gene Ontology annotation, molecular function: ATP binding; DNA helicase activity; damaged DNA binding. The record is from RefSeq and is a predicted model, not a curated record. Gene Ontology annotation, cellular component: nucleus. Gene Ontology annotation, biological process: positive regulation of mitotic recombination; nucleotide-excision repair; transcription by RNA polymerase II. Lineage: Eukaryota; Metazoa; Mollusca; Gastropoda; Lepetellida; Haliotidae.
UGUACACUUCCGGAAAGCGUGUUUUGCUGUGUUUGCAUGUAGCGUCAAAAUUAAUGUUAAAUUUGGUGCCGUGACAAGCAACCCACAAUGAAGUUGAAUGUAGAUGGCCUGCUGGUGUACUUUCCCUAUGAUUACAUUUACCCUGAGCAGUAUCUGUACAUGGUUGAGCUCAAGCGUUCUCUGGAUGCAAAGGGCCACUGUGCGCUUGAGAUGCCAUCAGGAACAGGCAAGACCGUGUCUCUGCUCUCGCUGAUCGUCUCUUACAUGAGGGCUUACCCUCUGGAAGUGAACAAGCUAAUUUACUGCUCCCGGACAGUACCAGAGCUGGACAAGGUUGUAGAAGAGCUGCGUAACCUGAUGAAGUACUAUGAGAAGGAAUCGGGUGAAGUCCCCAACCUGCUCGGUCUGGCUCUCAGUUCCCGUAAGAACUUGUGUGUCCAUCCUGAGGUUGGCCGUGAAAGAGAUGGUAAGGUCGUGGAUGGCCGAUGCCACAACCUUACGGCAUCCUUCGUCAGGACCCGGCACAAGACAGACCCAACAGUUCCAGUUUGUGACUUCUAUGAGAGUUUUGACAAACAUGGGAGGGAGCUACCAUUGCCCCCAGGUAUAUACAGCCUGGAUGACAUGAAAGAUUAUGGCAAGAAGAAAGGAUGGUGUCCCUAUUUCCUGGCCCGAUACGCACUCUCCCAUGCCAAUGUAGUAGUGUACAGCUAUUACUACCUACUCGACCCCAAAAUUGCCGAGAGUGUCUCCAAAGAAUUGUCAAAAACGGCAGUUGUUGUAUUUGAUGAAGCCCACAAUAUAGAUAAUGUAUGUAUAGAGUCUAUGAGUGUGAUGUUGACAAGACGGACAUUGGACAGGUGCUCCCAGAAUAUAGAGGCUCUCAACAAACAUAUUGACAGGUUGAAAGCCAGUGAUGCCCAGAGAUUACAGACAGAAUACCAGCGACUGGUUGAUGGAUUGAGGGAUGCCAGCGUUGCCAGGGAAACCGAUGUCAUCCUUGCAAAUCCAGUCCUACCAGAUGAAAUUCUGCAAGAGGCAGUCCCAGGUAAUAUUCGAACAGCGGAGCACUUUCUCGGCUUCAUGAAACGUUUUUGUGAAUACAUGAAAACCAGAUUACGAGUGCAACAUGUGGUGUCAGAGUCUCCACCGUCAUUCCUCAAAGACUGUCUGAACAGAGUCUGCAUCGAGCGGAAACCCUUGCGAUUUUGUGCCGAGAGGUUAAAGUCGUUGAUGCGGACCCUGGAACUGGCAGACACUCAGGACGUCUCUGCAGUGACAUUGCUCUCCAACUUUGCCACACUCGUCAGUACUUAUGCUAAAGGAUUUGUUUUGAUCAUUGAGCCCUUUGACGACCGCACGCCGACUAUCAACAACCCGAUCCUGUACUUUAGCUGCAUGGACGCUUCUAUAGCCAUCAAGCCAGUGUUUGACCGAUUCCAGACAGUGGUCAUCACAUCAGGGACCUUGUCACCUCUAGAUAUGUAUCCAAAGAUUCUAGAUUUCCGUCCGGUAACCAUGGCAACAUUCACAAUGACCCUAGCCAGAACCUGUAUAUGCCCUCUGAUUGUCAGUAAAGGAAAUGAUCAAGUGGCCAUGAGCUCCAAGUUCGAGACUAGGGAAGACAUAGCUGUGAUAAGAAACUAUGGCAACCUUCUAGUGGAGCUGUCAGUGAUUGUACCUGAUGGAAUAGCAUGUUUCUUUACCAGCUAUAUUUACAUGGAAACGAUUGUGGCAGCAUGGUAUGAACAGGGCAUCAUAGACCAGGUUCAGAAGCACAAGCUGCUGUUCAUCGAGACACAGGACGCUGCGGAGACGUCACUAGCUCUGCUGAACUAUCAGAAGGCCUGUGAGAAUGGUCGAGGAGCUGUGCUGUUGUCAGUAGCCAGAGGAAAGGUUUCAGAGGGAAUAGACUUUGACCACCAUUUUGGCCGAGCUGUCAUCAUGUUUGGCGUUCCCUAUGUCUACACUCAGAGCAGAAUCCUCAAGGCCCGUCUCGAGUAUCUGCGAGACCAGUACCAGAUACGUGAGAACGACUUCCUGACAUUUGACGCUAUGCGGCAUGCAGCCCAGUGCAUGGGGAGAGCUCUGCGAGGGAAAACUGACUAUGGCAUCAUGGUUCUUGCAGACAAGAGAUUUGCAAGAGCAGACAAGCGUGGGAAGCUACCUCGAUGGAUCCAGGAACACCUGAAUGACCACUUCUGUAACCUCUCCAUUGAUGAGGCUGUCCAGGUGUCCAAGAAGUUUCUACGGAUGAUGGCUCAGCCAUUCAGCAGGGAGGACCAGCUGGGCCUGUCCCUCCUCACCCUCGAACAACUACAGGCAGAAGACAUGCAGAAGAAGCUGGAGUCCAAGAUGCAAUAUGUCUGAUAUCUGUCUCAAGUCUGUUUGAUAAUGUGUGAUAGAUAUCUGUCUGAUGCCAAUUUGAUGUCUGUGUGUGUGAUGGUUGCAUGAUGUCUGAUGUUUCUCUGGCAUAUUUUUGAUACGUUCCUGAUGCCUGAUACAUGUGCCUGUUGUUGAUUUUAGCAUCAUUUGAUACACAUGAAUGCAACUGUUGCCAUUCUAACUGUAUCAAACAAUCAUCAUGCGAUGCCUCUGUGAAACUUGAAAAGAACAUGGAACAGAAAGUGACAUGAUUUCACUGCCAAAGGACAAACAAAUUCGGCAGUGUUUGCAUUAACACUCCUUACACGGAGUUUACUGUUACCCUGGUGGUGUACCAUCGGAACCAACAACACCACCAUGCAGUUUCCCAAGCAGAGGUUCAUCACUUACAAUACUGCACAUCAGAUAUACUGAGAGAAACAAAUAAAGAAACACAGGAAAAUUCAAGUGUUCUUUAAUAUUUUCUAGUUUUUAUCUCCAGCUUUGAAUAUUGCUGUGGGGGGAAAUCUGAAAAUAAAUAAAGGAACACUGCCAUGAAGUGGUGUUCCCUUAUUUGUUUCCCUCAGUAUAUUUUCAUUGUCGUAAUGGUCUGUGACCUUCUUUAUAGAUGAUGAUGAUGAUGUUGCAUGUAUGUAGACAAAAUGUAUGAUACCUCAUACAUAAAUACUCAUUGUUGAAAUGAAUAGGAGCCUUGUUGAUUCUGUUGCUCUAUUUCAUGGAUAUAUAUUAUAUAUAGCACAGCGUUAUUGAGCGGUUUGUCAGUUGCUUUUCAGGAUGCUCUCAUAUGACAUGGAAAUACAGUGACACCAUGUUAGUCAGGACCUUGUUAAUCCGUUAUACCAUCUUUCUGACAGGUAGUGUUGUGUAUGUCUUUAAGGUACAAGGGACAUGAAUAUUUGCCAGUCAUCAUUAAGUUCGGAAAAAGUUCUACGGGACAAUUUCUUUGGAACAGUACAACACUGCUGUUUAUAUAAAAUGAUUGUGAAAGGUUUCUUCAAUUAUUCCAUAAUUAUAUAAUACUUGAGACUUUGUAAGUUAUCUGAUAUUUUGUAUGAAUAAAAGUGAAAUCAUUUAUAUACAAAGAAGAGUUUGUUUUUCCUUUCUAAGGGACUGGCCAUUGUGAUCUUUCAAUAAAAUAUUCUGUUCCUGAAAUUGCUGAAAAAUACUGGACUUCUUGAAUACUCUGAAAAAAUGUUUUGUGGAUAUAAGAAAUAUUAUUGGAUGCUCUUUUCAGAGACAUAAACUACAGACAAAAUAUAUACCCUGUCUUAAACAAGGAACCAAGGAUCGUGUAGAAUAUGACAUUUUGGUGACCAUUACCAGGUAAUAAUUUAUAAUAUAUUGUAUAAUUGUAUAAUACAUGACAACAACAUUUAGUAAAUGAUAAAAUCAAAACCUGUGAUGUCAUGAUCAUUUCAAGGCAUAAGUGGUAUGUGUAUCAAUGGUUUCAGGUUUGUCCACACUUGUUCAGAUGUCUGCGUGCGUGCGUGUGUUCAUGCAUGCAUGCAUGCAUUUAUGUGUGUGUGAAUGUACCACAAAUUCAUUCCUGUUAAUGCGUAUAUUUAUGUGUAAAUGUACCACAAAUUCAUCCUACUUAAUGUGUGUUUGUGUGUGUGUGUAACACAAAUUCAUCCUCAUUAAUGCACCUGUGUAUGUGUGAAUGUACCACAAAUUCAUCCUUGAUAAUGCAUGUACAUGUAUUUAUGUGUAAAUGUACCACAAAGUCGUAAAUGUAUAAAUGUAUGUGUGAAAGUACCACAAAUUCUAUAUGUGUGUUCAUGCGUGCAUGUUCGAAUUCAUGUACUGUACAUAUGUUUGAAUGUACCAAACUUUGGUGGUGUCUGUAUGCACAUGUGUAUAUAUCAUAACAAAUAAAGAUAAGUGCAAAACUU